Bombyx mandarina (wild silkworm) is the source of this 537-nucleotide messenger RNA. RefSeq names its product chemosensory protein 13 (gene CSP13). NCBI's taxonomy places the organism in Eukaryota, Metazoa, Arthropoda, Insecta, Lepidoptera, Bombycidae. The record is from RefSeq and is a predicted model, not a curated record.
CAAUCAUAUUGUUUUCAACCUGCAUCGUUUGUACUAACUAGGAAAUCUUGUACUUAAUUUCAAUAUGAAACUGCUAUUGGUUUUUCUUGGCCUAUUCUUAGCCGUACUGGCUCAAGACAAAUACGAACCAAUCGAUGACAGCUUUGAUGCUUCUGAAGUCUUGAGUAACGAAAGGCUUCUUAAGUCGUACACUAAGUGUUUACUGAAUCAAGGGCCCUGCACUGCAGAAUUGAAGAAAAUUAAAGAUAAAAUCCCAGAAGCUUUGGAGACUCAUUGUGCGAAAUGUACUGAUAAACAGAAGCAGAUGGCGAAACAACUUGCGCAAGGAAUUAAGAAGACACACCCGGAGUUAUGGGACGAGUUCAUUACUUUUUACGACCCUCAAGGAAAAUAUCAAACUUCUUUCAAAGAUUUUCUUGAGUCUUAAAUAAAAAAAACAGUAUUUCAGUUUGUUUAAUAGAUAUAUUCAUUUGGAUUAGGUAAUAUCUGAUUUUUUAGGCAUAUGUGUAUUACAGUGAAUAAAAUUAUUAAUUAGAA